AUGUUCGUCGCAACAAAACUCCUCAAAAUCGGCUACAACCAAGCCAAGAAGCACAAAGCCAACAAGCAACAAGCUCAAUUCCAACAACCCCACCCAAACUACACCUACCCAAACCCCUACCCAAUGUCUGAGUACCCACCAGGCGUAGCCCCAGGCACAAACACUCAAUACAUCUCGCCCGAGCCCCCCGCCGAGCCCAUCAGCAAAGGCGCAAAGCUCCUCUCGAUGAUAAUCUCCAUCCUGCGCUUCCUGCAGUUCGUCUUCGGUCUCACGGUAAUCGGCCUCUACGGCCGAGAUGUGCACCACGACCACAAGGAAGACGACACGUACCAUCCCAAAUGGGUAUUUGCCCUAGUCGUCGGGUUCCUGGCAACCAGUACUGCGGGAUUCCAUAUGGUUCUGCCGUUCCUGAUGAAGCGGGUGAAUAUGUCCCGGACUCCUAAUCCGAAGUUGUACCUGCCGCAGUUUGUGUGGGAGGCUGCUCUUUGCAUUAUCUGGUUGGUGGUUUUUGGUAUCUUUGGCGAGAUGUAUAUUGGGGUCUAUGCCAGUACAUCGUCAUCGACAUCCACUACCACCACAAGCAGCAGUAAGAGGAGUACCAGCUCUACUGCAGCCUGGGAUGCGGCGAAGAUUACUCGUAUGCGCCAUGCUGUGUGGAUUGAUCUGGUGAACUUGUUGAUGUGGGUGUUUACUGCUUCUUGGGUGUUGGUUCGUUGGCUUAAGAGUCGGCGGGCUGCUAUGGCUGCUGCUGCUGCUCUUGAUGCUGAGAAGGCCAAUCAGAUCUAA
Messenger RNA from Penicillium verhagenii, 786 nucleotides. Its product is annotated as MARVEL domain-containing protein. The record is from RefSeq and is a predicted model, not a curated record. Bases 1 to 786 code for a protein of 261 amino acids. Lineage: Eukaryota; Fungi; Ascomycota; Eurotiomycetes; Eurotiales; Aspergillaceae. Gene Ontology annotation, cellular component: membrane. The transcript has a single exon.